AUGGAUGAGCCCCGGCAGUCAAUGGAAUCCAAGACUGGAAUGGUGCCAAUGCGAGCUUCCUCGCCGUCACCAUCUAUACCAGCAACACCAGCUAUUUCCGCAUACUCCUCCCCGGACCGCACGUUCUCCUCCGAGUCAUCCCGCUCCACAUCCUCCGCCACCUCCGCAGAUGCCAGAUCAUCUGUCUCGACUUCGUCGCGCCGUCAUGGAUACACGCGGGCAUUGGGCGCCGAGUUCGCGGAAUCCGCCCGCCAUCGCGAUAGUGUCAUGAGCCUUGGCAGCAUUGCCCACCUUCAAUACUACUUUGCUCGGACGGGUCUACUGGACGGGAAGAGUGGGCGUGGUAAGGAGUGGGACAAGGACAAGAAAAAUAAGGACAAUGUGCCUCGAGUUCUGAUCACUCCCAACCAGCGGCACAUGGAUGACGACCUGGUCGCGAGCCCCUCGGACAUGACGGAUCCAGUGGAAGGCGAGUUCGAGGGCGAGGAGGGAGAGGUGAUGCUGCCGCCCACAGUUAGCACGUACAGCAUCAAAACGCACCAUAUCCCCCCUCCGCCAGACAUGAUCUCCUUGCGCCGGAAACUCAUGCUGGCGCUAGACAAGGCGGAAACUAACAUCGAAGCAAUUGAAAAUGGCGCGGAGCCUCCUCCUCGCGAACCUAUCCGGUCGAGCCUCGCUCCUGGUGACAUCCCCGAGUCACAAGAGGAUGAUCAAUCUGGACAGGUUCCGACCCCAAUGAACAAGGAAGAAGCACAAGGGAUGUGCAUUUUGGACGAUGUGACAAACGCAAUUCGAGCAGCCAAGAUUUAUUACACAACCCACGAGAACUCAGAGCGCCUGGCCUCAAUAAAGAGCGAACGCGAGAUUCGCAAAGAGCUUUUUGACGUCCUCGAAGUCCUGAAGAGGUGGGCUGCCCGGCAUUUUGCCAGUGGUUUGCGCGAUGAAGAGCGCGAGCGGAUUAAGGGAUGGAUUUGUGGCGUGCGUACCAUGAUAAUCCGCGAGAAAGCACUUGAAGACCUCGAGGCCCAGGAGAGACAAAAUUGGGACUGGGCCGCCGGGGAUUGGAGGGGUCGGGAGCGUUCACGCGAGGAGUCCUUUUUGCGCAGCCUCAUGCCUGGCGGUGACUCCUUGCCGUCCUGGGCCCCCAUUGGAGAGGCUGGGGACGACUCUCUACCAACCGCAUUUCUUGAACGUUUCCGAGACGGCCGCGUUUUGAUUCAGUUACACAACCUUGCCAUCAAGAAGUCGAAACGCCAAUUCGGCGAGAUUAAGGCAUACCAUUUGGACAUUGCCAAGCCGUACCGGCAGGCUGAAAAUCUUCGGUUCUGGGUGAAAGCUGCAGAGCUCCGUUGGGAGCUUCGCUUGGAGGUUGAUGUAAUGGGUGUUGUACAGAAUACCGGCACUGCUACUUGGGAGCAGUUUGAUGCUGCUCUGUUGUCUUGGUGCAAGACGGUCCGUGAAGAGUUGGUGCGAGACUGGCAAGAAGCCAAUCCUGGACGACCACCAAGUGCUGGGCUGAUUUGA
Penicillium brevicompactum is the source of this 1524-nucleotide messenger RNA. RefSeq lists its product as uncharacterized. Lineage: Eukaryota; Fungi; Ascomycota; Eurotiomycetes; Eurotiales; Aspergillaceae. Bases 1 to 1524 code for a protein of 507 amino acids. The transcript has a single exon. The record is from RefSeq and is a predicted model, not a curated record.